This is a messenger RNA of Hemicordylus capensis (graceful crag lizard), 4250 nucleotides long. Its product is annotated as intercellular adhesion molecule 5-like. The record is from RefSeq and is a predicted model, not a curated record. Gene Ontology annotation, cellular component: membrane. Gene Ontology annotation, molecular function: integrin binding. Bases 667 to 2130 code for a protein of 487 amino acids. Gene Ontology annotation, biological process: cell-cell adhesion. NCBI's taxonomy places the organism in Eukaryota, Metazoa, Chordata, Lepidosauria, Squamata, Cordylidae. The transcript has 8 exons.
CCCUGAAGCCUGAACUCGAGUAGGCCCCAAGGAAGCCAGGAAGAAGAAGACAGAGGCAGAGCUCUCUGCAGCAGCAGACCCUCUGCCCAGAACAUCCUCCAGCACAGCUUUUGCCAGAUUCAACAGAGGCAGCUGUGACCAUCAGGUCUCUGGGCAAGAGAGCUGGCCUUGUGGGAGCAAGCAUGGAUGGUCCCCUUUGCUAAGCAGGGUCCACCUUGGUUUGCAUUUGGAUGGAAGGCUUCGUAUGAGCACUGGAAGAAGUUCUCCUGAGGGGAUGGGGCCAGAGCUCAGGGGAAUAGCACCUGCCUGCUUGUAUGCAGAAGAUACCCACGGACUUCCUGGCAUCUCCAGGUAGGGCUGGGAGAGACCCCUGCCUGCGAUCUUCCAUCUCUUCUGCCUGUCAGGAGGAGGUCAGUCCAGCAAGACCUGCCUUUGAAAGUGUGCUUCAGGAUGAAAAAAGUUGGAAAACGCUAGGGUAGAGCAGUCUCUGUGUUAGAGAGCUCAGGAGGGGAGGAGCUACAUCAGAAGUGCACAGGAGCUCAAGGAGCAGCCUCUGUGAGAAUAUGGCCAGAAAAAGCCGUGGUGGAAUUUGGAGGCUCCAUUGUGUUUAACUGCAGCACCACCUGCAAGGAUUUCAUAAGACUUGGCCUGGAGACCAAGGAGUCGAUGAGAAGCAGAGAAACUGGGACCACUUGGGCCACUUUUGAACUUCUAAAUGUCAGUAAUUGGGACACCAAACCAUCGUGCUACGCUCUUUGCACAAGUGCAUCCCCACAACAUGCAGCCGUCACAGUUUACCGAUCUCCAGAGCGAAUCGUGUUGGAUCCGUUGCCAGAGAUGGAGGUGGGCAAGGAAUAUAACUUGACAUGUCGGGUUCACAAUGUUGCCCCCAGACGGAACCUCACUGUGACCUUCCUGAAAGCAGAGACGAAACUACACCAAGAGACAUUUAAGGAGCACUCGGCAUUGGAAGCUGGUGACGUCGUGGCGACCCACAGCAUAACUGCUCAGCUAUCUGACAAUGGGGAGGAGUUUAGCUGCCAGGCAGCCUUGGAUCUGAGGCCCGAAGGGCAGCUCUUUGAAAAGGCUUCCCAGAACCAAUCAGUAACAGUAGUUGAUUUCCCUGUGGAUCCCCGUCUCAACACCUUACAUGACAUACUGGAGAUCAGUACUGAGAUGGAUGUGGAAUGUGAGGUGGCUGGGGUUUUCCCGGCCAAAGAGGCCCGGUUUGACCUGACUUUUGCUGGGGAGAGAUUGAAGUUCAGCGUCAAUGUGUGGAAUGAUACGGCCACAGCCAAGGCUCAGGCAUCCUCCUCCUCAGUAGGAAAACAUGAGCUGAACUGCACAGUCUCUCUGGGGCCGAUAAUCAGAACGGCAACAAAAACUGUGGCUGUGUACAGUUUGCCUGACCCCAUCCUGCAUGUUGACCCCCAAGCGGUGCUUGUCAACGAGGCUGUGACCUUCACGUGCAAUUCUAGUGGCACUGGAUCCCCUGGCAUUAAAAUGCAGAUCAGAGACGCCAAGGAAACCUUCGCAUCUGCAAGCAAUUCUUCUCUGCAAGUUGUCUGGACAGCCCAGGAAGAAGAUGAUGGGAGGGAAUUUACAUGCGAAGUGGAGCUGAUGGUGGAUGGGCACCCAGUCCCAGUUGUAAAGAAGACCUCUGCAAAGCUCACUGUCUUCUAUGGGCCGCGAAUGAAUGAUACUAGCUGUCCCAGUAGCUUGGACUGGACAGAAGGCAAUGAGGAGACUUUCUUCUGCUCAGCCUGGGGAAAUCCAAAGCCAACCAUUGAAUGCAGGAAGGAUACAGUGCUGUAUAAACUUGGGACACCACAGCGCAUCACCAGAGAUCAGGACGGGCUCUAUCGGUGCAACGCCACCAAUGAACAUGGCUCUGAUGUUAGAUACGUGACCAUCCGUAUUGAGUUUACCCAACCCAACACCCUGCUAAUAGGUCUGCUGUGCCUCGGUGCGGUGGCGAUUGCUUGUGUUGCUGGGGUGGCCUACAGGAUGUACUACAAUGCCCAUAAGAUUAGGAAAUACGUCCUAAAGCAGAAGCAGCAAGCUGCUGGACACCCUAUGGAGCAGAAGUCACUGAAUGGCAAUGCACAGACUGAGACGGACAGUUGCUAAGUGGGCAGGAGACUCCUGGGAGCUUAUCCUCAUGCCAGCAAGACUGCAGCUGCAGCUGCCCACCUUCCUAGGGGCAGAGAUGGGGAAAACGUUCUUCAGAAGCUGAACAAAUGGUGGUGGGCAGUCCUCUAACUGGACUUCGGCAUUCUUGGAGAGUGAUGGUGCUUGCACUUUCUGAUGGCUGUUGGCAGCAUUCACUACAAGAGAGCCCAUCUGAAGAGAUGGAAGCAGAGGUUCGUGAUUCGUGUACCUUUCACAAGACCUCCCCAUCACUUUCCACCCCAAAUCCCACUGCUGCAGACUUGGAGCGCAAGAGAGAAACAGGCAGGCAGCUGAGACCUUCACACACUGAUCUGCCCGGACCAGAUGUCCUGAAAGAGAGCUGCGUUCAGUAAUCUGAUGGGAAGCAACACAAGGAGACCGGAUAUUGUACUGAAGUGGGUAAAGAAUGGAGGAACCACAUCCAGAAAGAGCUCUUCUCCCAACAGUGGAGGAUUCGGGGCUGAGCAUCCCCUGCAGGGUGUAGUGUCUGCCUGGAUCACUUUUGUAUCACUAGAUUUCCUGGAAUUAUCUGAAGGCAAUAACAUGAUUGCAGACAACAGUCUGGAAAUCAUUUCUACUUCUGGGACCAUUGUCUGGUGAACUUUUCAUAGGGCAACGUGGCACUAGUUGGGACAUGAACAACUCUUGUGGCUUAGGCAGUGGCAAAGCCCACAUCUUGUGGCAGGAACCUGGGAUGGUUUUCUAAUGUGCUUUCUGGCAUGUGGACUCACAUUUGUCUUGUUUAAGAAUCAUGCUGUGUAUCAUAACUCUAAAUCUACUUAUAUUUAUGAAUGUCAGCUUGAAAAGCAGGGAGCCUUUUCCAACUGGAAGAAGAUUUGGACAAUGAAGUGAUUUCCACUGGAAGAGCAUAAAUAGGCAGAAGUCACCCUUUACACCUGAAAACAGCAUACUCUUUAAGAUGAAGGAAACAGCUGUGUCUUCAAAAGACCAGAAAGGGAAACAAGAGCGUGUGUUUCCAUGCUCUCAUUUUUUCACACCUGUGGUGCAAUAAAAGUAUAACUCAGGGUAUUUUCACACAGGUGUAGAAGGGCUUUGGGUUAAAAUUGCUAGGUACUGUGAAUGUGAAAACUGUGCUGGCUACAAUGUACAUGUUGGUUUCUCUUCUGUGUUCCGUCCAUGUGACAAAAUGGUGCAAGAAAGGUUCUGUGAAAAUACCCACAAGGCUCCUACCUGCAUUACAAUCUUUGGUUGCACUGUACAUCUGAAAGUGUCACUGUAGCCGGCACAUGUAUCAUCCCAAGUACGCACUUGUUUGAGAACCAGGAUUGGCAUGUCUCCUUGAGUGCACACAUGGUGCCAGGCACAGGUUUGCUGCUCUAUAAUGUGUGAAAUGGCCCUCCAGUAGGAGAAUAGGAGACCCACCUCCCUCUGUAGUCAACCCUUGAACUUGUUAUAAUCAUAGAAGCAUCUGGAUUUUUACAGACUUCUUGAUUUAAAACUAUCUUUGCAUAUGAGAGGGUUUUCCCCAUCCCCACUCUAUCUUUAAAUGUAUGUUCUGAUUGAUGACUACCCAAAUAACAAAUCCGAGGUCUGAAACUUUGGGGCGGGGGGGGGGGGGGCGGGACGGACAAGAAAAGAAAUCCAUCACACUUGGGAGAGGUGACCUUCAGGGACUGUCAGUGUUUUAUGCAUUGCCCAAAUGUGAUAGCUUUAAAAAAUUGUUUUUGUAAUAUCUAGAAAGUUCCAAUCAAAUAUUUAUGUAUCAUAUUUUGUAUGUAUUUCAUUGCAAGGAUAAGGUAAUGAAAUGGGUUAACAUGGAUUUCUUUUUAUUUAGCACAUCUCUCUACCACCUAUUUGCAAAUCUUUGGGUGGUUCACAAUCUUAAACAGAACAAUUAAAAAAUUUCAUAUAAUUAAAAACUCUAAUACUUAAAACUUCACCAAGAUCAUCAACUGGAGGUUAUAAAUACAUCUAUUGGCAUCAACUGGAGUUUAUAGCAAAUAUAGCACACUGGGUGACAGUGGUAUUGAGUGAAACCAACAAUUUAAAUAAUAAAGCUGAUAUGAUUUGUUUUUUGAAAAAAGAGUUUUCUAAAAUAAAUGAAAAGUUCACUGUAA